Molecule: messenger RNA, 441 nt
Organism: Meyerozyma guilliermondii ATCC 6260
Lineage: Eukaryota; Fungi; Ascomycota; Pichiomycetes; Serinales; Debaryomycetaceae
Exons: 1
Coding region: 1-441 (146 amino acids)
Biological process (GO): cellular response to oxidative stress
Cellular component (GO): cytoplasm
Molecular function (GO): glutathione disulfide oxidoreductase activity
Source: RefSeq, a predicted model, not a curated record
AUGGUCCCUCAAUUUUCAACAUCAUGCCAGAUGACUGACAAAUUUCACGCCAUUACACCUCAGUUUUUCUCAGAAUCAGAAAACUUUCGAUGCCACAACAACUACUCCAUGACUCAAUUUGAAGAGAAAGCCCGCGAUCUUAUUAAAAAACAUGAAUAUUUGAUGCUAUCGAAGUCAUGGUGCCCGGACUGUCAUUAUGCUUAUAAAGUUUGGGAUCUGUAUGGUGUAAGAGACAAAAUCCACAUUAUUGAGUUUGACAAGAUCCCUGAUCAGACCGAAGCUAAAUCUUUAGAGGAUGCUUUUGUUGCUUUGGCUGGCAUAAAGUGGGUCCCUACAUUGUUUUUUCACGGAUCCUAUUUUGGAACAGAGAAGGACUUAAAAAGAUGGGAGGCCGAAGGCAAGUUGCAAGAGAUUUUCAAGAAGGAGGGCUUGAUAGAAUGA